AGAAGUCGUUUAACCAUGGCCUCAGUUCCGACUCAGAGAGACGAGAAGGAAAAGAAGAAUGAUGAGCUGGCUACGGCUAUCUUGAAAGACAAAAAACGCCCAAACAGACUCAUUAUCGAUCAGUCUGACAAUGACGACAACUCCAUGGUCAUGCUCUCACAGGCCAAAAUGGACGAGCUGGGACUCUUCCGUGGAGAUUCGGUGAUUUUGAAAGGAAAGAAACGAAGAGAGACUGUCUCUAUCGUUCUUAAUGCGGACAAUUGCCCGAAUGACAAGAUCAAGAUGAACAAAGUGGUUCGAAACAACCUCAGAAGCCGUCUUGGAGACGUUGUCAGUAUCUCAAGUGCUCAACUCGAAUAUGGAAAAAGGGUUCAUGUUCUUCCAAUUGAUGACACAAUCGAGGGAUUGACUGGAAAUCUAUUUGAUGUCUUCCUUCGGCCAUACUUUACCGACGCCUACCGCCCAGUGCACAAGGGAGACAUAUUCACUGUUCAAGCUGCAAUGAGAACUGUCGAGUUCAAAGUUGUCGAGACGGAUCCUGCUCCGGCGUGUAUUGUUGCUCCAGAUACUGUUAUUCACUAUGAAGGAGAUCCAAUUAAAAGAGAGGAAGAAGAGGAGGCUCUCAAUGAAGUUGGAUACGAUGAUCUCGGAGGUGUUCGUAAACAACUCGCUCAGAUCAAGGAAAUGGUUGAGCUCCCACUUCGCCAUCCCCAACUUUUCAAGGCUAUCGGAGUGAAACCACCACGUGGAAUUCUUCUGUUCGGUCCACCAGGAACCGGUAAGACACUGAUCGCAAGAGCUGUCGCCAACGAAACAGGAGCAUUCUUCUUCCUCAUUAACGGACCGGAAAUUAUGUCUAAAAUGUCUGGAGAGUCGGAAUCGAAUCUUCGUAAAGCAUUUGCCGAGUGUGAGAAGAACUCACCUGCUAUUUUGUUCAUUGACGAGAUCGAUGCGAUUGCUCCAAAGAGAGAAAAGGCUCACGGUGAAGUCGAGAAGCGUAUCGUCUCGCAACUUCUCACACUUAUGGAUGGACUUAAAACUCGCGCUCAUGUUGUCGUGAUCGCCGCUACUAAUCGUCCUAACUCUAUUGAUGGAGCCCUUCGUCGUUUCGGUCGCUUUGAUCGUGAAAUUGACAUUGGAAUCCCUGAUGCUGUUGGCCGUCUGGAAAUUCUCAGAAUUCAUACCAAGAACAUGAAAUUAGGAGAAGACGUUGAUUUGGAACAAGUUGCAAACGAAUGCCACGGAUUUGUCGGAGCUGAUUUGGCUUCCCUCUGCUCUGAGGCUGCUAUUCAGCAAAUUCGCGAAAAGAUGGAGCUGAUUGAUUUGGAGGAUGAUACAAUUGAUGCUGAAGUUCUCAAUUCUUUGGCGGUCACUAUGGAGAACUUUAGAUUCGCAAUGGGAAAAUCAUCCCCAUCUGCUCUUCGCGAAGCCGUUGUGGAAACUCCAAAUACUACUUGGUCCGACAUCGGAGGUCUUCAAAACGUCAAGCGCGAACUUCAGGAGCUCGUUCAAUACCCUGUAGAGCAUCCAGAAAAGUAUCUCAAGUUCGGAAUGCAACCAUCUCGUGGAGUUUUGUUCUACGGUCCACCAGGAUGCGGUAAAACACUUCUCGCUAAAGCGAUUGCCAAUGAAUGCCAGGCUAACUUCAUUUCCAUCAAGGGACCCGAGCUUCUUACUAUGUGGUUCGGAGAAUCCGAAGCUAAUGUUCGCGACGUGUUUGAUAAAGCUCGUGCUGCCGCUCCAUGCGUUCUCUUCUUUGACGAACUCGAUUCGAUCGCAAAGGCCAGAGGAGGAAGUGUAGGAGAUGCUGGAGGUGCUGCCGAUCGUGUUAUCAACCAGGUUCUCACUGAAAUGGAUGGUAUGAAUGCCAAGAAAAACGUGUUCAUUAUUGGAGCUACCAAUCGUCCUGAUAUCAUUGAUCCAGCUGUUCUUCGUCCAGGACGUCUCGAUCAGUUGAUCUACAUUCCUCUUCCUGACGAAGCAUCUAGACUUCAAAUUUUCAAGGCCUCACUCCGCAAAACGCCCCUUUCCGCCGAUCUCGAUUUGAACUUCCUUGCCAAGAACACCGUCGGUUUUUCGGGAGCCGACUUAACCGAAAUUUGCCAAAGAGCAUGCAAGCUUGCCAUUCGUGAAUCAAUUGAACGGGAAAUUCGUCAGGAAAAGGAGCGUCAGGACAGAAGUGCUCGUGGAGAAGAACUUAUGGAGGAUGAACUGGCUGACCCAGUUCCAGAAAUAACUAGAGCACACUUCGAGGAGGCAAUGAAGUUCGCUAGACGUUCCGUGACUGAUAACGAUAUCAGAAAAUACGAGAUGUUCGCCCAGACUCUUCAACAAUCUCGUGGAUUUGGAAACAACUUCAAGUUCCCAGGAGAAGCUCCUUCUGCUGGACAACCUGUUGGAGGAAACGGUGGCUCCGGUGGAAAUGACGAUGAUGACCUGUACAACUAGAUUUCGCUAAAAUUGUUUUAUUCUAUUUAUUGUAAAUGCAUCCUUGCGAGGGUAUCAAAUGUUCUCAUGAAUGUUAAAUUUA
This is a messenger RNA of Caenorhabditis elegans, 2530 nucleotides long. It is a transcript of the gene cdc-48.2, whose product is annotated as Transitional endoplasmic reticulum ATPase homolog 2. Lineage: Eukaryota; Metazoa; Nematoda; Chromadorea; Rhabditida; Rhabditidae. The coding region runs from base 16 to 2448 and encodes 810 amino acids. Gene Ontology annotation, biological process: embryo development ending in birth or egg hatching; response to endoplasmic reticulum stress; proteasomal protein catabolic process. The record is from RefSeq and is marked reviewed. Gene Ontology annotation, cellular component: membrane protein complex; endoplasmic reticulum membrane; nucleus. Gene Ontology annotation, molecular function: ATP hydrolysis activity; ATP binding; ribonucleoside triphosphate phosphatase activity. The transcript has 5 exons.